AUGACUGGAUUUGCUUCAGCACUUGCAUAUUCUUCCGACUCGGCAGGAAUGCACCCGUCUCAUACGCUACCUCUGAAACUAGAUGCCAUUGCUGUGGCAGGAUUCCCCCAGGUGGAGAUAGGCUUCCCGGAUCUGGAGGCGUACGCGGAGCAGAUUUUUCCCGGGUACAUAAAGCUGGAUGAGGCCGGGGAGGGUGAUCUCACUAAGCUCGUGGACGUCGCCGGAAAAGUCAAGGGGUUUUGCCAGGAAUUAGGGUUGAAGGUUUUGGUUGUUCAUCCCUUUUCAGGAUUUGAGGGAUACACGGAUGAAAGGAAAAGAGAGCAAGGGCUACAAAGGGCUCGCGCUUGGUUCAAAGUCUUGAAUGCCUUGGACUGUCAAAUGUUGCAAGUCGGAUCAUCAGACGACCCAUCUUCAAGUUCAGACUACGACGUGAUCGCUCGCGACCUACGCUGUCUCGCAGACGAAGCUGCCGCACAGGACCCUCCCAUCCAAAUCGCAUAUGAGAUGUGGGCCUGGGGUUGCCAUGUGAACACUUGGGAGCACACAUGGGAGAUCUGCAAGCGCGUUGACCGCCCCAACUUUGGCUUGUGUCUCGACACGUUCCAGAUCUGCGGUAAACCACGCACCUAUGCCGACCCUACCUCGCAUAACGGCCUACUGCAGCACAUUCCCGGCGAGUCCGCGCUCACCACCCUCUCCGCAUCUCUCUCUGCGCUGUCGCGCACGAUCCCACCCUCAAAGAUCUUCUACUUCCAGAUCUCGGAUGGCGCGCGGCGGCACAGCGUCGACGAACUGCGCGCGAGCGCGGCGAAGCAGGGCAUUUCGCCACUGUACGCGUGGUCAAACGCGUGGCGGCCGCUACCGUUCCAGGACGAAAUUGAGGGCCGCGAGGGGAACGAGGCGGGUGCAUAUUGCGGGUACCUGCCCGUCGUGGACGUAUGUGACGCCGUGCUAAAGACGGGGUGGAGAGGCCCGUGGUCAUUUGAGGUGUUCUAUGAGGCAGAUAUGUCGAGGGACGACCCGGAGGUGCCCAGGAGGUGGACACGCUCGGCUAAGGCGAGCUUCGACAUGAUUGUGGAGAAGCUCCAGGAGAAAGGUUAUUGA
This is a messenger RNA of Postia placenta MAD-698-R-SB12, 1104 nucleotides long. RefSeq lists its product as hypothetical. The coding region runs from base 1 to 1104 and encodes 367 amino acids. The record is from RefSeq and is a predicted model, not a curated record. The transcript has 7 exons. NCBI's taxonomy places the organism in Eukaryota, Fungi, Basidiomycota, Agaricomycetes, Polyporales, Adustoporiaceae.